AUGGCGGCCAGGUCUGCGUCACCUCGCCGUUCCAUUAGCCCCCAUGCAGGUCCCGCCCCCACGGGCUACCGCUUGCUGAUUGGUCGAGAGGGACCAGGGCGGGCUGUGAUUGGACGAGGCGGGGCCGGGCUUGAGGCCGCAGUGAAGGCGGCGAUGGACGGGUCGCUGUCGCUGUCCCUGGACGAGGCCGCGCUGGAGGUGAUGGAGGCGCUGGAGCUGCUGCAGCAGCGGCGGGAGCAGCUGGAGCAGCACCUGCGGCAGGGGUGGCUGUCCCUGGCUCAGGCCCGUUACUCCCUGGGAUGUCACCGCGUCUCGUCCCUGCAGUACGGGGCCACCAUGGUGCCCCGAGUCCGUGUGUGCCACAGGCAGGACCCCGAGGGACGCCCCCACUUUGAGGAGGUGCCUGGAACAGGGAGGGACCCCGAGGACCCCGACCCCCAGCAGGGGGGAGGUGACGGGCUGCGGCAGCGCCGGGGAGCCCCUGAAAAAGGGGGGACCCCCAGCCGGCCCCCCCCAGACCCCCUGGGCUGGUUUGGGGUCUUGGUGCCCCCCAGUCUGCGGCAGGCCCAGGGAAGCUUCCAGAAGGGGGUGACGCUGGCUGUGGAGGUGGCCGAGCUCCAGGCCACCAUGGAGGCUGCGGCCGCCCGGUACCGGCAGCUCCUGCGGCAGAAACGUCACCUGGAUGGGGACAAUGGGGACAGUGGGGACAGCCAGAGCUCCACAAGAAUCCCUGGGGACAGCAAGAACACCGAGGGUGACACAGCAACCACAGUGACUGUGUGACACAAGGACACGUCUGCAGGUGACACGUGGGGACACGUGUGACACUGUGAGCCACAGGGACACAGGUGGCACAGGGCUGUGCUGACCUUUCACAGGUGACACAGCUGCCACCAGUGACACUGAGGAGAGCAGCACCUGCCUGUGGGUGACACCAAGUCCCCAAGGCCUGCGGGUGACAUCGAGGUGACACCAGGUGACACUGAGGACUGCAGGUGACACCGAGCCCCGCAUGUGACUGAGGUGGGGGGGUCUCCCCAUGUCCCCACCCCCAAUAAAGCCACCCUGGUGCCACCACAGGGUCAUUUGUCACCGG
Messenger RNA from Zonotrichia leucophrys gambelii, 1096 nucleotides. It is a transcript of the gene VMA22, whose product is annotated as coiled-coil domain containing 115. Gene Ontology annotation, biological process: vacuolar proton-transporting V-type ATPase complex assembly. The record is from RefSeq and is a predicted model, not a curated record. Lineage: Eukaryota; Metazoa; Chordata; Aves; Passeriformes; Passerellidae.